Molecule: messenger RNA, 2223 nt
Organism: Manihot esculenta (cassava)
Lineage: Eukaryota; Viridiplantae; Streptophyta; Magnoliopsida; Malpighiales; Euphorbiaceae
Product: protein BASIC PENTACYSTEINE4
Exons: 4
Coding region: 1163-2095 (310 amino acids)
Biological process (GO): response to ethylene
Cellular component (GO): nucleus
Molecular function (GO): DNA-binding transcription factor activity; sequence-specific DNA binding
Source: RefSeq, a predicted model, not a curated record
ACACUGUAUUUUUGGGAUAAAAGACCUAAUCGCAAUCUCAUUUCAUUUCCAGUUCUCUUCUUAUAAUCAUCGCCCCUGAAAGCGACACCAAUCCUUCCCUCUCCUCUCUGUUUAACUUCUGCAUCUGAUCUCUGAUCAGCCGCUCUCCGCCACUGUCUCAACCUCCUCUUCCUUUCCUCCUCCGCCACUUCCACCAUUACCUCCAGUAACCUUGCUUUUGUUGCUGGACUCUCUUUCGAAGCAACCAUCCAGGGCCACCACCUCUACACUGCCUAAUUCCUUCUUUUCUAGUAUAUUUCAAAGAUCUGAGGCUUGAAUCUGAGAAAAAGAAGCUAAAUGUCAGUGUUCAUUGUCUCCGACGGUAUUUAGGUCAAAGCCACUAGCUAUUAGAAGGUCUGGUUUUAUUUUCUUACUUAAUUUCAUAGAGCUUCUUUGAUUACUUGGUCAGUCUGGCAUUUUUUACACUGCUUGGUUUCCCGGAAAGUGCAAGAAAGACUAGACCUGAAAAUAAAAGAUCAUAGCUACCAUUGGAAAUCAAGCAACAGUUUAACUUCUAUCACUACAUUUUUAGAAUUCUGGAUCUUGUAUACUUACAGCCACUGGAUCCAGCUCCUCCUAGCCUUGCUCUUCACCCAUCUGUUGAGAGAAAAUUUUCCCCUUUGUUCUAAACUGCCACUUUCUACCAUUGCUUCGCUACUGUUCAUUUCAGCUGCUUUGCUAUUCCAAACCUAAGUCAACUUUAAAGAACAGUUGCUAAUAACAAAUGGACUGUUCUCGCUCCUGGCUGUGUGGGCAUUGUGCCUGAUACGCAUUGUUGGGUUUAAGUGUACAGAAAAUAGUGUAUUUACUGGUUAAUCUUUGUGCUUCCCUUUUUAAGCUUAAGUGAUUAUAUCUUUGGUUGUUGGGUUUUAGUUCUACAAGAAUGCUUGCUUUCACUAUAGGAAUAGACUAUUAGGUGGGUUGUCUUCUUGCGGGAAAAGCAUGGUUGCAUUUCUUUUGGAACUUCAUUUUCUUUAUCUUUUUUUCUCGGCAAUGGUGAAAUUUCUAAGCUUCUUUUUCCAAAAUCUGAUGUAUCCUCUUUCCAGAAACUUGUUGUUGCUGCCUAAGAUUCUGCCAUUUUGAACCUGACUCCUACUUCAUUGACUAUAAAUUUGAUAUAAAGAUGGAUGAUGGUGGACAACAUCAAAGUGGGAGAUAUAAGAUCGACUAUUACAAGUGGAGUUUGAUGCCGCCACCUCAUUUAAAGGAACAAAAUAAUGCCCUAGUGAUGAAUAAGAAGAUCAUGGCCAUCCUUGCCGAGAGGGAUGCUGCUAUUCAAGAACGGAAUAUGGCACUAGCUGAAAAAAAGGAAGCAUUGGAUGCCCGAGAUGAGGCACUCCAGCAGCGGGACAAAGCCCUUGCUGAACGGGACAAAGCUCUGAUGGAGAGAGACAAUGCUUUGGCUGCAAUUCAAUACCGGGAAAAUGAUGUGAACUUCGCAAUGAACAAUGAAAGUCAACGGGGAUUGAAGCGCAUUCCUCACCCAGUAUACAAGUCAAAUGCCGUGGUAGAAGCUCUUAAUAGUGGUGAAACGCACAUCACUGAUACCUUCCCUAUAGCAAAUGUUUCAGCUGAAUCUCUCAAACUGCGUCAGACAAAGAGAUCAAAAGAGAAUAAACCUGCAUCAUCAAAGGCAAGUAAGGCCCCCAGGAAGGGCAAUAAAGUAGCUGAAGAUCUGAAUAGAGAAGGCGCUUCUGAUGGGAAGAAAUUUAAGGUUGAAUGGGAUAGUCAAGAUGCAGGCUUGAAUCUGGUCAAUUUUGACGAGACCACCAUACCAGUGCCUGUUUGCUCAUGCACUGGAGCUCCACAUCAAUGCUAUAAAUGGGGGAAUGGUGGGUGGCAGUCAUCCUGUUGCACCACCACAAUGUCAUCAUACCCCUUACCUCAGAUGCCAAAUAAGCGCCACGCCCGAAUUGGUGGACGAAAGAUGAGUGGAAGUGUCUUCAGAAAAUUGCUUGGUCGGUUGGCAGCAGAAGGCCACGAUCUGUCAACCCCUCUAGACCUCAAGGAGUACUGGGCUAGACACGGGACAAAUCGCUAUAUCACCAUCAAGUAAAUCUUUCCCUCCCUUGAUCUUAAAGUUUAUCUCAUGUUGUAACAAGUAUUGCUCAACUGUUCUGUAGCAAAAUGUGGAGCUUCCUGGUUCCAAUUUCAUUAGUAUGGAACUGUAUAUUGAAUUUCAGC